Messenger RNA from Lontra canadensis (Northern American river otter), 1177 nucleotides. RefSeq names its product fibroblast growth factor 20 (gene FGF20). The coding region runs from base 524 to 1159 and encodes 211 amino acids. The record is from RefSeq and is a predicted model, not a curated record. Gene Ontology annotation, cellular component: cytoplasm. The transcript has 3 exons. Gene Ontology annotation, biological process: fibroblast growth factor receptor signaling pathway; positive regulation of protein phosphorylation; positive regulation of cell population proliferation. Lineage: Eukaryota; Metazoa; Chordata; Mammalia; Carnivora; Mustelidae. Gene Ontology annotation, molecular function: growth factor activity; fibroblast growth factor receptor binding.
GGCCAAGUGUGGGAAUGAUUUUUGCGACAGCAUGGAUAGAGAAUCGUCAAGGGCCCCUUUUGGUCACUUCCGAAGAGCAAAAACGUGUUGAGAGGAGACCGGUUUAAGAUUUCAAACAGAACCUCCCCAGUGCGCAUGAAAGGACUUGAUUAGCAUAUGUCAAGAGGACCCGCAUAUAUACUCGCUGUGUAUGUACGCAGGACUCUGAUCUGAUCAGUUUGCGGAGUUGGAGCCUCAGCCCCCAGCCCCAGCCCCAGCCGGGUAUUGGCCGCGGCCGCUUAUAGAUGUUCCUGCAAAGCCAGCAGCCGGCUCCCACCUACCCAAGGAGAGAAGAUCGCUCCAAGACAGUGAAAACUCCCCUGCUAUCUCAGUGCAAAGUCCAUUCAGCGACCUCACAGGAGUAACCGGGUCUUUUUGCGCUUGUUUUGCUCUAUUUUUUCUCCAUUCACGUCCCCAUCCCCGCUACACUUUUGACUGGGGUCUUUUGUUUCCCGGAUCCUCCGCCUCUCCCCCUGGCCCUUCCAUGGCUCCCUUAGCCGAAGUCGGAGGCUUCCUUGGCGGCCUGGAGGGCUUGGGCCAGCAGGUGGGCUCGCACUUCCUGCUGCCUCCUGCCGGGGAGCGACCGCCUCUGCUGGGCGAGCGCCGGGGCGCGGUGGAGCGGGGCGCCCGCGGCGGGCCUGGGGCUGCGGAGCUGGCGCACCUGCACGGCAUCCUGCGCCGCCGGCAGCUGUACUGCCGCACGGGCUUCCACCUGCAGAUCUUGCCCGACGGCAGCGUGCAGGGCACCCGGCAGGACCACAGCCUCUUCGGUAUCCUGGAAUUCAUCAGUGUGGCAGUGGGGCUGGUCAGUAUUAGAGGUGUGGACAGUGGUCUUUACCUUGGAAUGAAUGACAAAGGAGAACUCUAUGGCUCAGAGAAAUUGACUUCUGAAUGCAUCUUUAGAGAGCAAUUUGAAGAGAACUGGUAUAAUACCUAUUCAUCCAACAUAUAUAAACAUGGAGACACUGGCCGUAGGUAUUUUGUGGCACUUAACAAAGACGGAACUCCAAGAGAUGGUGCCAGGUCCAAAAGACAUCAGAAAUUUACACAUUUCCUGCCUAGACCAGUGGAUCCAGAAAGAGUUCCUGAAUUGUACAAGGACAUACUGAUGUACAGUUAAAGGAUGACAGUGUCUUCA